Molecule: messenger RNA, 741 nt
Organism: Musca vetustissima
Lineage: Eukaryota; Metazoa; Arthropoda; Insecta; Diptera; Muscidae
Product: trypsin-1-like
Exons: 1
Coding region: 1-741 (246 amino acids)
Biological process (GO): proteolysis
Molecular function (GO): serine-type endopeptidase activity
Source: RefSeq, a predicted model, not a curated record
AUGUUUCGUUUCCUUCUUGUGGCUUUAAUGCUCGGCUAUGUUUCCGCAGCUGGUCGUAUUAUUGGUGGACAAUUUGCCACUCCGGGGCAAUUCCCCUAUCAGGUAUCGCUGCAACUCAAGGGUCGCCAUCAUUGUGGUGGUUCCAUAAUAUCGGAAACCUUUGUUGUUACUGCUGCUCAUUGUACCAUUGGACAAAAUCCCGCUGCAAUGAAAGUUAUUGUCGGUACCACAGAUCUCCAGGCUGGCAGCGGCAAAUCUGUGAACGUUGCCCAAUUUAUAAUCCAUCCACAAUACAACUCCCAAAGUCAAGAUUAUGAUAUGUCGCUGAUAAAAUUGGCGGAGCCAUUACAAUUGGGUUCCUCAGCAGUGGAUAAAAUUGAAUUGGCCGCUUCGGAUGCCAACUUUGCUGCAGACACCUUGGCCACCAUAAGUGGCUUUGGAGCCAUUAAUGGAAAUUUACAGUUGCCGAAUAAGCUGAAAUUUGCCCGUGUUCAAUUGUGGUCUCGUGACUUCUGUAAUCCACAAAAUAUUCCCGGUAUUACGGAUCGGAUGAUUUGUGCCGGCCAUCCUAGUGGACAGGUCAGCUCUUGCCAAGGUGAUAGCGGUGGCCCAUUGACUGUGGAUAAUAAACUAUUCGGUGUGGUUUCAUGGGGCUUUGGUUGCGGUGCUCAGGGUAAACCGGCCAUGUACACUUAUGUGGGAGCUCUACGUUCGUGGAUUAAACAGAAUUCAGGAGUUUAA